UUUUUUUUUAAUAUAUACCAAUAAUGCUGGAUAUGAACACACCCGAACACACAGCAUACGCACCUAACAACCAAUAUGAACUGCCUACACAAGGCCCACAAGGUGUACAAGGUGCACAAGGUGCACAAGUGGCCAACCCAGUAUACGAUAACAACGUGAAUACCCAACUUCCUAUCAGCGAAAGCGAAUCAAUCUGCAAUGGUUCUCUUGAUGAAAGUAGUUUAUCACAAUCAGGAAAAGGACACAAGAUUAAAAACUCGGUCAAAUUGAACGACACGCCUACUGAGGGAAGACCCAGCACUUACUUAUUCAUCUUUGUGAAUCCACUUUCGGGAGAUAGAAAAGGCAGCGAUUUGGUCUCUUUAUCGAUCCAGCACUUUCGAUUACGUAAGUUCCCACAAGUUCAGGUAGAGAUUCACAAUAUUUUGGAUGAUGAGGAUCGUGCAAACGGUGUCAAAAAUAUUCAAUUGGUGGAAGAAAAAGUAAAUCUCGGUCAAGUCCCACCCAAUCCUAUCUCGGUAGACGACAGUAGCUCUAAUUCAAAUACCAGCAAAGUGGAAAAAGGUGUCCUGUCUGAGGCUGUGCAAACCAGACAAAUUCAUGUUUGGAGUGCUGGUGGUGAUGGAACCGUUAUGUCAGUUUUUGAACUCCUCGUGGCCCACAAGAUUAAUCUCGAUCUGGUUUUCUUCUCUUGUAUUCCAUUUGGUACAGGUAAUGAUUUCAGUCAAGUUCUUGGUUGGGGUCGUACCCUUCCUGACAAGAACAUUUUGGGCCAGAAGUUACAAAAUUUGGAAGAUUUGAUAUCAGAUAGACUGGAGAAAUCAGAAGCUGCGCGAUUGGAUAUUUGGCAAAUCAAAAUGACCUCGUAUCCAGAGGGUUUUGUACGCCAAGCAGGUCCUAAAGAAAGAAAGGAUGGUCAUGAUGUAGCUGAAGUAAAGGAGCCCAAAGAUAAAGACCAAACAACUCUGAUCAGAAAGAUGAGUAACUAUAUGUCCAUUGGUGUUCAGGGAUUCGUAGGGAGUGGCUUUGAAGCACAUCGCGCAGGAAAUAGAUUGGCUAAUAUGUUUGUCUAUGCUCAUGAAAGUUCAAAAUGGGUAUUUUGGAGAAGAUUCCCGGACCUAACUCGAUUUAUCAAAAAUUUGACUCAAGACGGAAAAAUCUUACUUGAUUGCCCUACUCCAGAUGAGAAAAACCGCAACAAGCGUGCUUCAACUUGCAGUGCUACAGGCGCACCUGAAAUGCGUAACGACCCAAUUGAUUUCGUAAUCCAAAACAUUCCUCAUAUCUGGGGUCGUGAAGUUGAUCUUUGGGGUGAAGCUACUUCUGGUUUGGAGUCUGUAGCCAAUCGAUCUGGUAAUACUGACCCAGAAAAUUGGGUGCCUCAGCGUGCUAAUGAUGGCAAACUCGAAGUGAUGACGAUUGAAAACAUGACGAGUUAUUUAAAGAAGUUGGCUAAUAUUCGUGAUCAUGUCUCUCGUAUCGGACAAUUCGACUCACCCUUUGAAAUUAAUUUUCGUGAACCUGCUGAACAUCAACGGGAGUUAGAAAAAGCACAAUCUGCUUCUGCGUGGGAGAAAGCAAAGGCAUUCAUGAAGGACAGAACAAGACACAAGUAUGAAAAAGACAACGUUAUUUGCAUCAUGUGUGAUGGCGAGUUUUAUGAAAUCAAGGAUCCAAAAACGAUUGGAUUUGUUCGGUUUGCUCAAAUUUGGACACUCGGAAGAAACGACGAGCAGAACCAAGGUAGACUGGUUGCUGAUGAAUUAAAUGCUCAAGAUGAUAACUUGUAAAAAAAGACGCGCGCACAAACAAAAACAAAAAUCUUACGUUCUACUAUAUCCCUUUUACAUUGUAUUUCUUUAAAAUUUCUGUAAUACGUAAUACCUACAUCAAUUCUUACUGGUUUCCAUCGACUUUUAUAAUCUAUACACUUUAUCUUUAAUCACAUCUCUAAAAUAAACUGCGUUAAGCAAAUUCCAAUGUUCAGUACUUGUGAUUUUUGGCACAUGUCAAUCAUCGUAGGCCUGAAAUCGACUAGCUUG
Molecule: messenger RNA, 2042 nt
Organism: Mucor mucedo
Lineage: Eukaryota; Fungi; Mucoromycota; Mucoromycetes; Mucorales; Mucoraceae
Product: ATP-NAD kinase-like domain-containing protein
Exons: 5
Coding region: 24-1790 (588 amino acids)
Molecular function (GO): ATP-dependent diacylglycerol kinase activity
Source: RefSeq, a predicted model, not a curated record